AUGGCUGCGUCCAUCGCGCGGCGGUUAGGGUGCCUGCUGUCUCCUGGCGGACUCCGGCUCCGGACAGGCUGCACGGGCAGCCAGAGCCCUCGGAGAACUUUCGCUUCCGAGAGACGGGACCGGAACCUCCUGUAUGAACACGCACGCGAGGGCUAUAGCGCUCUCCCACAGCUGGACAUGGAAUCGGUGUGCGCAUGCCCAGAAGAGGUGGCGCGCGCCCUGGAACUCCGCAAGGGGGCGCUGCGGCCGGCGGACCUGCCGGGGAUCAUUGCCUCAUGGCAGGAGUUGAGGCAGUUGCGGGAGCAGAUCCGGGGCCUGGAGGAAGAGAAGGGGGCCGUGGCGGAGGCAGUACGGGCGCUGCUGGUAAACCGGGACAGCCAGCAAGUGCAGCAGGAGCCCCAGUAUCAGGCCCUGCGGGCGCGCGGCCGGGAGAUCCGGAAGCAGCUGGUUCUGCUGUACCCCAGGGAGACCCAACUUGAGGAGCAGUUCUACCUGCACGCACUGCGGCUGCCUAACCAGACCCACCCAGACACACCCAUUGGGGAUGAGAGCCAGGCGCGCGUGCUCCACGUGAUCGGUGACAAGCCAGCCUUCUCCUUCCCUCCACGGGGCCACCUGGAGCUGGGCGAGAAGCUCGGCAUCAUCCGUCAGAAGCGCCUGUCGCACGUGUCUGGCCACCGGUCCUACUACCUGCGCGGGGCUGGGGCUCUCCUGCAGCACGGCCUGGUCAGCCUCACACUCAGCAAGCUUGUCCGCCGGGGCUUCAUCCCCAUGGCUGUGCCGGACCUCCUGCGAGGAGCUGUGUUUGAAGGCUGUGGGAUGACACCAAACGCCAGCCCCUCCCAAAUCUAUAACAUCGACCCCUCCCGCUUUGAAGACCUCAACCUGGCUGGGACAGCGGAGGUGGGCCUCGCAGGCUACUUCAUGGACCACGCGGUGGCCUUCAGGGACCUGCCUGUCAGGAUGGUUUGUUCCAGCACGUGCUACCGGCCCGAGACGGAUACAGGGAAAGAGCCCUGGGGCCUGUACCGGGUGCAUCACUUCACCAAGGUGGAGAUGUUUGGGGUGACUGGCCCCAGCCUGGAGCAGAGCUCACAGCUGCUGGAGGAGUUCCUGUCUCUUCAGAUGGAGAUCUUGACAGAGCUGGGCCUGCACUUCCGGGUCCUGGACAUGCCCACCCAGGAGCUGGGUCUCCCCGCCUACCGCAAGUUUGACAUCGAGGCCUGGAUGCCAGGCCGGGGCCGCUACGGGGAGGUGACCAGCGCCUCCAACUGCACCGACUUCCAGAGCCGCCGCCUGCACAUCAUGCUGCAGCCUGAGGCCGGGGAGCUGCAGUUCGCGCACACGGUGAAUGCCACGGCCUGCGCUGUCCCUCGCCUGCUCAUCGCCCUCCUGGAAAGCAACCAACAGAAGGACGGCUCGGUCCGCGUGCCCCCUGCCCUGCAGCCCUACCUCGGUGUUGACUGCAUCACGGCGCCCACCCACGCACCGCUCCAGUACAUCGGCCCCAACCAGCCGCAGAAGCCGCGGCUCCCCGGCCAGCCUGCACGGAGCUGAGGCCCCUUCUGGCCAGGAGAGCUGGACACUGACGCCAGGGGCUGCUGUCCUGAGCCUGCUUCAAUACCACCAGGGCUCGUGAGGGGGCAGGACUCCAGGGCCUGCCCCUCCUACUUCCCUGCCUUCCCCAGGCACAGUCACUGACCACUGACCGCUGUCCCUGGUGUGCAGCCUCGAACAGGAGAAGCGGAGGGCCGGGUCUCCACCGCAGCACUGAGCAGAACGUCCCCCAACAAAUGGGCAACUCGGGGGCCUUAAUGGGGUUGGCACCAUGGCACUGCAAGCCAGGCCACCACCUGUGAAGCCAGCAUCCCGUACAGGCACC
This is a messenger RNA of Ochotona curzoniae (black-lipped pika), 1882 nucleotides long. RefSeq names its product seryl-tRNA synthetase 2, mitochondrial (gene SARS2). Gene Ontology annotation, biological process: mitochondrial seryl-tRNA aminoacylation. The coding region runs from base 1 to 1557 and encodes 518 amino acids. Lineage: Eukaryota; Metazoa; Chordata; Mammalia; Lagomorpha; Ochotonidae. The record is from RefSeq and is a predicted model, not a curated record. The transcript is spliced from 16 exons. Gene Ontology annotation, molecular function: tRNA binding; serine-tRNA ligase activity; ATP binding. Gene Ontology annotation, cellular component: mitochondrion.